Molecule: messenger RNA, 537 nt
Organism: Juglans regia (Persian walnut)
Lineage: Eukaryota; Viridiplantae; Streptophyta; Magnoliopsida; Fagales; Juglandaceae
Product: G-type lectin S-receptor-like serine/threonine-protein kinase At1g11410
Exons: 1
Coding region: 1-537 (178 amino acids)
Source: RefSeq, a predicted model, not a curated record
AUGGUACUGUGGCAAAGCUUUGACUAUCCAACGAAUACCCUGGUUCCAAACAUGAAAGUUGGGUUGGACCGAAGAACUGGCCUGAACCGGGUCCUAACAUCUUGGAAGUCGAAAGACGACCCUGGAACUGGAAACUGGUUGUAUAAGAUAGACAGCAAUGGCGCCCCUCAGUUCUUCUUGUACAAGGGUAAGGUUCCAUGGGGGCGUAAUGGUCAUUGGAGUGGCGAUGGAUGGGGUGGAGUCCAGGGAUUGCAGCGUAGUACCAUCAUCAAUAUCAGUUUUGUGGACAACGAGAAUGAGAUUACCGCUAUAUAUCAUGUCUUCGACCCAACACAGUUGUCAGCAAUAGUGCUAAAUGAGUCUGGUCUCCUUGACUGGUUAUGUAUAGGGAGGGAGACCGUCAAUGGUUUCUGCUUAAACCGUCUUUACCUUCAGACCUGUGUGACACAUACAAAAAGUGUGGUGCUUGUGGGAAAUGCAAGAUCGUUGGUGAUGGGUUCAAGUUUUGGUGCAAAAGGGUUGCAAACUAGAAAAUAG